This is a messenger RNA of Maniola jurtina (meadow brown), 1043 nucleotides long. RefSeq names its product transmembrane protein 256 homolog. The transcript has 3 exons. Bases 153 to 641 code for a protein of 162 amino acids. The record is from RefSeq and is a predicted model, not a curated record. NCBI's taxonomy places the organism in Eukaryota, Metazoa, Arthropoda, Insecta, Lepidoptera, Nymphalidae.
UCUAAAUUUUUAAAAACAAUGCUGGAGAUUUUGAUCAUCAUCAUUUUGUGAUUUUGGUGAUCAAUUUGACGAUUUUAGAUUUUGCUUUUAUUUUAUUGUUCGUGAUUGCAUAUUCAUCUUUACUGAUUUUAACUUGACUUUAUACAAAAGGUAUGGUUAAUCUCGCCGAUGCUCUUAUGAUAAAUACGGUGGCGGAGGGAACUAUGAAUAUUUUACGGAAUAUCGGGCUGUUUAAAAGUAAACCAAUAAGUCCACCACCACCAGUUUUAAUCAAGAUGCCACUUUGGGAACUGGCACGAGAGGCUGGGCCAUUCGUGAGGCUUGCGGGGUUAAGCGGAGCUACAGCCGUCGUUCUAGGAGCGAUGGGUGCUCACCGCACGUUCCCAGAGACAGAGAGCAAAGAAGACCUUAAGAAAAUCUUUGAAACAGCCAAUAGAUUUCAUUUUCUACACACUCUUGCUCUUAUGACAGUACCUUUGUGCAGGAGACCAUAUAUUGCUGGCACAUUCUUUAUAGCAGGAAUGGGACUUUUCUGUGGCACAUGUUACUACCAUGCUUUUACUGGUGAACGGGCUUUACGUCGUCUCACGCCAGUAGGAGGUUCCUGUCUUAUACUUGGCUGGAUAGCAAUGGUAUUGUAGAUUUUCUAGUUGUUGAAUUCUUGUCUAUGUGAAAGGUGUAAGUAGAAGUCAUUCCAGAGCCAAUAAUACCAUGUAUUCAUAUUUUAUUUACAAUUACCAUGUGUUUGAAUCUUUAUAGUUUUCUUCUGAAUGUGGAUGCAAUAUUGACCUGACAAACUUCAGUUUAUUGUUACAUUUGGGAACUGCUUAUGAGCAUAAGGAUGCUAAUGUGCAGGUAGCUUGAUGAAAAACAAAUAAAACAAAAUAAAAAAACUGAAUGUAUAAACUAUAAAAUAAUGAUUUAAUAUGUAACCAUAUUUAUAAUAACAUUGUGCUGAGCAGUGAAUAUGUGGUAUUAUUGCUCUCAUUUUGAAUUUAGUGAUUUUGCAUUAUCAACAAUUAUUAUUUAUUUCUAGAAAACAU